Molecule: messenger RNA, 1240 nt
Organism: Medicago truncatula (barrel medic)
Lineage: Eukaryota; Viridiplantae; Streptophyta; Magnoliopsida; Fabales; Fabaceae
Product: chaperone protein dnaJ 10
Exons: 10
Coding region: 1-1197 (398 amino acids)
Source: RefSeq, a predicted model, not a curated record
AUGGUGAAGGAAAUAGAGUAUUACGAUAUCCUCGAAGUUUCUUCUUCUGCUUCCGAUGAUCAAAUUCGCAAAGCUUAUUAUCACAAGGCAAAGCAAGUUCAUCCUGAUAGAAACCACAACGAUCCUAAUGCUGCACACAAAUUCCAGAAUUUGUGCGAAGCGUAUCAGGUUUUGAGCGAUCCAGUACAGAGAAAUGUGUAUGAUCAAAAUGGGAAGCAUUCUGUAUCUAGAGAAACUAUGCUUGACCCAAUGGCUUUCUUCGCCCAGCUCUUUGGAAGUGGAUUGUUUGAGGACUAUGUUGGGCAUCUAGAUGUUGCAUCGAUGGCUUCUUCUGAACUAGCUAGUGGAAUUGAGGAUUUGCAGGAAAAGCUAAAGGCUGCCAAGAAAGAAAGGGAAGAAAAGCUAGCAAGAUUCUUGAAAGAUUUUCUCAGCCAAUAUGUUCGUGGUGACCAAAGGGGUUUCUACCAGCGCGCAAAAUCUGAAGCAAGACGGCUCUCUCAUGCAGAGUUUGGAGUUGACAUGUUACAUACCACAGGCUAUAUAUAUUCAAACCAAGCAGCACAAGAACUAGGGAAAAAUGCCCUUUAUCUGGGAGUGCCAUUUCUGGCAGAAUGGGUUUGCAGUAAGGGACAUUAUUGGAAAUCACAGUUUACAGCUGCUAAAGGUGCUUAUCAGUUGUUCCAACUUCAAAAAGAACUCCGCAAGCAAUCUGAAACGGGUGGUAGUUGCCCCGAAAAUGUUGACUCACAUAUUCGUCCUGAUCAGGAGACAUUUAUAUUGAAUUCUUUGUGGAAGAUAAAUGUAGCAGACAUAGAAGUAACCCUUGCACACGUGUGUCAAAUGGUGCUAAAGGAAAACAACGUUAGGAAAGAGGAACUUCAAGGUCGGGCUACCGCUCUUAAAAUUGUUGGGAACAUAUUUCAGGAAAAGAAUUCAAAAGGAGAAACACCAAAGAAGAAACUCGCUGAUGAUUCUGAUGACGAAGGAAGCACAGCUCUUUCCUCAGACAAUGAAUCCCAUAGAGCACGAACCUAUCAAACUCCCUCUUUCAAUCAGGGUAUGGGUAGGCUCUUCAAAAAGGAGAAAGUUAUUGUGGAUGAUGAAGAGGAGAAAGUUUACAAAAACCAAUGUCUUAUCUUUUUGUCUCUUGCUAUUUUCAUUACUCUUGUGGGUGUACUUCUAUCUUCCCUUCCAUAGCAAUCUUGACUACAUGUAAUCUACUCUUAGCUAGAGAUAUUGU